AGCAUCUCCCACGCGGAACCAUGUGCGAUUACGAGGAAUUCCACUACGCCUGUGGGCACGUCACCAGCCAGCUCCUCUCAUAUUGCCACUUCGCGCGCUGUGAUCCAUACCAUCAGUGCUUUGGCGUGAAAGUCACCAAACAGGCCUGGCAGAGGAACGCGACGUGUCCGCUGUGCCAUGAUGCUGCUGCGGCCUCGAAGAGGACCUAUGUCAAGGCCCGUCAUUAGAGCUCUGAUUCACUGGUGGGAGGACAGAUUUGGAGCACGGGUGAGACUGUUGUUGACAAGGGGCUAUCAGGAAGGCGGGGUUGGUGUGUUUGACAUGGUUUCUAUGACGAUUGCUUUCUCCGGUAAUGUGUAAUGUGUAAUGUCAGUCCUUUCCGGAUUAUUCCUGGUGAAGGAGAUUGUGUUCUAUAUUAUGUCGAAGUUUUGCCUGGUCGCGUUGCAUGGCAAUGGAGAUUCCUUUCCUC
Amorphotheca resinae ATCC 22711 is the source of this 469-nucleotide messenger RNA. RefSeq lists its product as hypothetical. The coding region runs from base 21 to 227 and encodes 68 amino acids. The record is from RefSeq and is a predicted model, not a curated record. The transcript has a single exon. Lineage: Eukaryota; Fungi; Ascomycota; Leotiomycetes; Helotiales; Amorphothecaceae.